AUGUUGCCUCGUUUUGCUCUAAUCUCUUUUUUGGCGUUGAUCCUCUUGAUGGCUAGCACCGGCUAUGCUUUUCCAACAAGUGAGAAGCGAGGUGACGGCGAUGGUACUGGCGAUCAAAGAAAACGUGAUGUGCAAGAUACAUGCCCUAAACCCGAUCGAGUUCUUCAAACCCUGUGGGAUGAUCUUUCCUAUGGUCCGGAUGACUGGGGCUGCCAUAAAGGAUCUUGUUGGUCAAGAUGUGCUGGUGCAGGCAGAGCUGCUAAGAGCUAUCUUAACCUCUAUGAAUGGUGCUACACAACCAAAGGUUCUUCACAAGAUUACAACUACGUCUCGUGUGAGAAAAACGAAGAUUGCUGUUCAACAUGGAGCUGUGCGGGACCAUGUGCAGCUUUUUAA
Lichtheimia ornata is the source of this 396-nucleotide messenger RNA. RefSeq lists its product as uncharacterized. The transcript has a single exon. Bases 1 to 396 code for a protein of 131 amino acids. NCBI's taxonomy places the organism in Eukaryota, Fungi, Mucoromycota, Mucoromycetes, Mucorales, Lichtheimiaceae. The record is from RefSeq and is a predicted model, not a curated record.